Molecule: messenger RNA, 797 nt
Organism: Closterium sp. Yama58-4
Lineage: Eukaryota; Viridiplantae; Streptophyta; Zygnematophyceae; Desmidiales; Closteriaceae
Source: the annotation of a GenBank genome assembly
AUGUUCUUUCCUAGACGCCUCUGGGAUGACCAGGAUUCUCCUACGACGUCCCAUUUCCCGCACGUUCAUGCCCUCCACAUGCUCUUCCCCGUCUCUAGUAACCUGUCACGAAUCUUACUCUUCUCUCUUCGUCUCCCUCGCUCCGCGUCGCUUCGUGAGCCAGCUCUCACAUUUGGAAAGUUCUCCUUGCAUUCUGCUCCUCCCCUCUCAGCCCUCACCCGCUCCUUCCCGUAUUCCUCUCCUCUCUCAUUCCUGAAUCACCUCAUGCCUCUCUACUUCUCUCCCCUCAUCCUUCCCCUCAUCCAUCCCUUCAUCCCUCGUUCCCCUCAUCCCUUCCUCCCUUCAUCCCUCCCCUUCUCGAUCCUCCGCAGCGACAGCCAUGGGUGGUCCCCCCGGCUCCAGGGCCCCCGGCAGGGCCGCGCGGCAGGCGGAGGGGGCGGGCUGGGCGUGGGGGUGCGCGGAGCUGGCGCGGGCGAGGGCCUACGUAGCAGCGAUGGCGGAGGGGGAGCAGGGGGGUCCGCGGGAAGCGGGGGCGGGGGGCAUGGCAACGGGGGGGGGAGACCGCGGAAGACGUCCCGCCUGCUGCUGCAUAUCCGCGGGGAGGCGGCGGGGAAUAGAGGCGCAGGGUUGGUCCGCGUGGCCCUGGAUAGGGGGGGUGCGGGGGCGAGGAGGGGGAGGGGCACGGACGUGUACGAGGCGAGCAGAGAGGGCGAGAUAGUGAACGCGUGGGAUCCACUAUACGGGCUGGAGAUUGACGUGUGGGACCCACGCACGCACAACCCCCUCAACAAGCAGCU